UCGAACGAACCCCCUUCCCCCACCCACACUUCUUCCCCAACGAGAACGAGAAACUCGAGAAAAAAAAAAAAAACAAUGGCUUCUGUAGCAGAAAUAUUCCCUGAUUCGACGAAUUUGAAGCUGACAGAGUUGUUAAAGGAGGUGCAGCUAGACUACUCUCCAGAAAACACCGUAAUCAUAAACGACGCCGUUUCCGCCAUUAGAGAAGCCAUCAACAACAUUCCAGACGGCAUUCAGGUUACGGCGGAUUUUGCGCCGGGGUUUGUUCGAGAUGUUGGCGCUGAUAAAGUCGAGUUCAAGUUCAGUAAACCUAAGUCAAUAGAAAUUGGGGGUAGUUAUUCUUAUCAAUGCGUUGCAAAGCCGGAUGUGAAUGUUGAUCUUUUUAUGAGGCUGCCUAAGGAAUGUUUUCAUGAAAAAGAUUAUCUAAAUUAUCGUUACCAUGCAAAAAGAUUCCUCUACCUGUGCAUGAUCAAGAAGCAUCUGAAGGUUUCUUCUUUAGUCCAAGAUGUAAAAUGGUCAGCUUUCCAUAACGAGGCACGCAAGCCUGUACUGGUUGUUUAUCCAGUUGCACGAUUAUCAGGAAAUACUGUAUUUUCCUUGAAAAUAAUUCCCACAGCACCCUCCCUGUUCACCUUAUCGAAAUUGAACUUUGAGAGGAACAAUAUUCGCUCCCUCAGUCAAGAAUCAGGUCUUUUACAAGCUACACCCAAGUACAAUAGCAGUAUUUUGGAGGACAUGUUCAUUGAGGAUAAUGCAGAGUUCAUCAAGAAAACUUUUACAGGAUGCAAAGAACUGUCUGAGGCUUUGUUACUUUUGAAAGUUUGGGCUCGGAAACGACAUCUCUUUGUUCAUGAUUGCUUAAAUGGAUUUCUGAUAACUAUCAUUGUGGCGUACCUUGCAUCAACUUCUGGUAAAAAUCGAAUCAAUGGUUCAAUGAAUGCCAUGCAGAUUUUGCGUAUCACGAUGGACUUUAUUGCCAAUGCCAAGGUAUGGGAUAGUGGACUAUUUUUUCAACCUGAAGGUGAAAGAAAGAUUUCAAAUAAGGUCAGGAAGGCACAAUUGCAAUCAUUCCCAGUAAUUAUAUGUGAUUCAUUUGCUGACUACAAUCUGGCGUUUCGAAUGUCACUAAGUGGUUUUCAUGAGCUUCGUGAUGAGGCUGUUCUUGCUCUUACUUGCAUGGAUAAAUGUAAAGAUCGGGGUUUUGAUGAGAUCUUUAUGACCAAGAUUGAUUUUCCUGCUAAGUAUGACUAUUGCGUAAGAUUGAACUUGAAGGACAACCAUGAAUUCCACGUUUCUGGAUAUUGCUUGGAUGAUGAAUGCUGGAGGUCUUAUGAGCAGAAGGUACAUCGUGUUCUUGAUCAAGCAUUGAGAUUGAGAGCUAAGCUCAUUCGAGUAAUCUGGAAAAACACUUCUUCCGAGUACAACUUCGAGAAUGGUUUGUCUGUGCUGCAUACAGAAGCUAUUUUUGUUGGGAUCACAAUUGGAUCUGUGGAGGAAGCCUUCAAACAGGUCGUCAUUGGUCCAAGUUCUGAAGACAAAGAAAAGGCUCGGGAAUUCAGAAAUUUCUGGGGUGAUAAAGCAACUCUAAGAAUGUUCCGUGACGGUACAAUUCCUGAAGUUGCGGCUUGGGAGCAUGAAGAAUGGGAAAGGCAUCUUAUUAUAAAGGAAAUAACAGAGCAUGUUCUAAUGCGUCAUUUAUCCCUUCCGAAAGAAAAUAUCAUUUCUGUGGUAGAUCAACUCGAUUUUGUUCUUUGCCAUGGCAAUAAAGACCCGAUAUCCUUUUCCCAAAAGUUGUUAAAGGCGUUUGAUGAUCUGUCAAAGCAUUUGCGGCUUCUUGACGACAUUCCUUUGAAGAUAUCCAGCGUACAGUCUCUGGAUUCAGCUUUUAGGUUGACGUCUGUUUAUCCUCCUGCACCGCAUCCAUUGGCACAUAAAGAAGGAACUAAAAUAAAACUGGAGAACCCCACUGCAACCUGUCUACAACCUCUAGAAGUUAUGAUACAGCUGGAAGGUUCUGGAAACUGGCCAAUGGAUGAGCUGGCUAUGGAGAAGACCAAGUCUGCAUUCCUCCUUCAAAUCAUGGAAAGCCUUCAAACCAAACUUGGGAUUACAUGUACGGCUACAGAGGAUGAUGUAGAUAUUUUCAUCUCCGGAUAUGCAUUCCGUCUUAAAAUUUUGCAUGAGAGAGGUUUGGGCUUGGUUAAAAGACAAGGUGGUGCUCAAAUGAAGCGAGUUCUAUCUUCAGACAAAAAACUUUUUCUUCGCGGUCAACAUGCUAGCAUGAUUAAUGGUUUACGAGGUCGUUAUCCAAUAUAUGGACCUGUCGUUCGGCUUGCAAAACGCUGGGUAGCUGCACAUCUGUUCUCUAACAAGUUGUCAGAUGAGGCAAUUGAGCUUUUGGUUGCACACUUAUUUGUGAAGCCUUUGCCGUUCAGAACCCCAUGCUCCCGCAUAACUGGAUUUCUGAGAUUCCUAAGAUUGUUGUCAGAGUACGACUGGAGUUUCUCUCCUUUAAUUGUUGACAUCAAUGGAGAUUUCACUCCUGAUGACGACAAGGAAAUCAAUGAGAAUUUCAUGUCAAACAGAAAGGAGAUUGAAGAGAACACGCAGAAUAAUAAACCAGCUAUGUUUUUAGCAACUAAUUACGACAAGGAAUCCGAAGCUUGGACCAGGCAAUCACCAACUGCAACAGACAUUAAGAGAUUGGCUGCAUAUGCAACCAGCAGUGCAAAUUUCUUGACAAACAUUAUCAUGAAAAAUCAGACCGAUUCUUAUGGAUGGGAAUGUCUUUUCCGCACACCUCUGAACAACUACAACGCAGUCAUUCUUCUGCACAGAGACAAACUGCCUCAUCCACGUAGUCUUCUCUUCCCAUCUGAAGUCAAACAAGGGAAGCAAGUGGUACGAGGGAAUCCCAGCAAAACUUUCCGCCCCUUUUUAUUGCCUGGAGACACGAAAGUAAACUUGGAGGAACUGAAGAGUAGGCUUAUGGUCAACUUCGAUCCUCUUAGAUAUUUCGUCGCUGAUAUCGAGAGGGAGUUUCCUGAAAUGUUCAAGGUGUGGUAUGAUUCUUUUGGAGGCGAUGCCAUUGGUCUUACGUAUAGUAGUAAAAUCUCAAAGAAACGAGGAAGAGAUGAAAGUAGUGGAGAUAAAGAUCUACUCGACGAACUGAAAAGUGUGGGUCAACUCGGUAAAGGAUUCGUAAGAAGUGUACAUUUCCUCAAGGCCCCGAGAGUUAGCAGUUGAAAUCUAUGUCUGGUUAAAUUAAAUCGAAAUUGCUCGGCAGAUCGUUAGCCUGACUACGAAAAGCCAAAGGGGUUAUAUACUGUUAGAGAAAUAGGUUACAGUUUUGGAAAAUCUUGAUUUCAUUUUUGGAUGGGAGUUGUGUAAAAACAUUCGUUGUUCAAACAUUAUUCAUCUAUUACAAUUUACAAUUAUCAUG
Messenger RNA from Erythranthe guttata (spotted monkey flower), 3442 nucleotides. Its product is annotated as nucleolar protein. The record is from RefSeq and is a predicted model, not a curated record. NCBI's taxonomy places the organism in Eukaryota, Viridiplantae, Streptophyta, Magnoliopsida, Lamiales, Phrymaceae. Gene Ontology annotation, cellular component: small-subunit processome; UTP-C complex; CURI complex. Gene Ontology annotation, biological process: rRNA processing; tRNA export from nucleus.